AUGACAGACACUACUGUUGAUAAGUCUCAAAUCCCAAAAAACUGCAAAUUGUUCGAGAUGGUACAAUAUCAGUGUGAGGCUACGAGACAUAAUAUUGAAUGUAGUCCAUUUGUGCGGCUAUUCCUAAGAUGUGCUGGUUUACCUACGGUUGAAGUAACACCUGAAUACGAUCAAUACGGUGAUCCCAUAUCAAGAUCCUCGCCAUCAGUCAAUGCCUCGCCCAUAAAAGGAGAUCCCAUCAACUGA
Mucor velutinosus is the source of this 246-nucleotide messenger RNA. RefSeq lists its product as uncharacterized. The record is from RefSeq and is a predicted model, not a curated record. Gene Ontology annotation, cellular component: mitochondrial inner membrane peptidase complex. Lineage: Eukaryota; Fungi; Mucoromycota; Mucoromycetes; Mucorales; Mucoraceae. The coding region runs from base 1 to 246 and encodes 81 amino acids. The transcript is spliced from 3 exons.